Messenger RNA from Pseudonaja textilis, 3645 nucleotides. NCBI's taxonomy places the organism in Eukaryota, Metazoa, Chordata, Lepidosauria, Squamata, Elapidae. The record is from RefSeq and is a predicted model, not a curated record.
CAUUCAUCGUCCACCGGGGCUGGUAGAGGCUGAGCAAGAAUGAGGGAAGGAAUCUUGCGAGCUAAAUUCUCAAAUGGCUGGUGGGCGUUUACUUCUCCUGCUCUUAUCUGCUCCGUGUCUUUGUUUUCCUCCACUAGGUCGCCAAGGAAAGUCACAGGGGCGUCAGCGCUGAAGGAGCCGGACGAAGGUUCUCUGGUGGGCAAGCAUGAAGGGGAGAAAGACCUGGACAUCAAGCAAGACGACCCCAAAAAGAUCAUUGACAACAUCAUAGAAGAAAGCCAGAAGGCCAAUCGGCUUGAGGAGGACCCUUUGGCCCCUCCCCAAAAGGAACUGAUCAGCCACCCGUCGCACGCAGACCCUUGGGCCUCGGGAGCAGAUCUCCUCCACCACAUUCCCGAAUUCUUCAUCGCAGAAGCUGCAACGCAAGCCCCCCGCAAAGCCCCCGAGGCCCUGGCCAACGGGGUAGCGUCCCAGGAGACCUUGCCGCCUCCCGGCAACGAGGGGGCAGGUCACCCCAGAGGGGAAGAUGCCGUCACCUCCGCAGGAAGCCCAAGCGAGAGCCGAGAGCGGAAAGCAGGUGGAGGAGACCCGGAGGAGGAAGAGGAGGAGGGAGGCUGUCAGACCACCGAGCUACGGCAGCCGGAUGGAUUCGAUCCGGCGCCCCCGUCCUCGGAUCCCCCUCUCCCCCAAGGCUCCUCGGCCGCCGAUGAGCCGGCUCCGGCCAAGCCCCCCCGACAGCUGACCAUGGAGCCAGAUAUCGUGGCCAGCACCAAGAAGUCUGGCCCGGCCCGGCCCCCGCCUCCCGUGGCACUCCCACCCCCGAGGCCACCCCCGCCUGCCCGGCCGGCACCCCCACCGAGGAAGAAGAAGAGCGACUCCGAAAUCGAGACCGGCAAGAUUCCCGGCCUGGAAGUUCCUCGGGAGCCUUUUUCCCUGGGGGGCCUCCUGACACCCAACACCUCCCUGGACUCCAUGGCCAAGGACUCCCAGCCUUCCCUGGACUUGGCGAGCGCCACCAGCGGCGACAAAGUGGUCACUGCUCAGGAGAACGGGAAGUCGGCGGACGGCCAGGUGGUGUUAAGCGAAGUGAUUGGACCACAGAGACCCCGAUCAAACUCGGGCCGAGAACUCACAGACGAGGAGAUCCUGGCCAGCGUCAUGAUCAAGAACUUGGACACGGGCGAGGAGAUUCCCCUGAGCCUGGCGGAGGAGAAGCUGCCCACGGGCAUCAACCCCCUGACCUUGCAUAUCAUGCGGCGGACGAAGGAAUACGUCAGUAACGACGGGGCCCAGUCGGAUGAUGAAGACAAAAUGCAGCUGCAGCAGAGCGACACCGACGGGGGCCGCUUGAAGCAGAAAACGACGCAGCUGAAAAAGUUCCUGGGCAAAUCGGUCAAGAGGGCCCGGCAUCUGGCGGAGGAGUAUGGAGAACGGGCUGUCAACAAAGUGAAGAGCGUCCGAGACGAAGUCUUCCACACGGAUCAAGAUGACCCGUCGUCCAGCGAUGACGAAGGCAUGCCGUACACCCGGCCGGUGAAGUUCAAAGCCGCCCACGGCUUCAAGGGGCCGUAUGACUUCGAGCAAGUGAAAGUUGUUCAGGAUCUCAGCGGGGAGCACAUGGGGGCUGUCUGGACCAUGAAGUUUUCGCACUGCGGCCGGCUGCUGGCCUCCGCGGGGCAGGACAACCUGGUGCGGAUCUGGGUGCUGAAGACGGCCUUCGAUUACUUCAACAACAUGAGGAUGAAGUACAACUCAGAAGGCCGCGUCUCCCCCUCCCCGUCUCAGGAGAGUCUGAACUCGGCCAAGUCGGAUAACGAUACGGGGGUGUGCAGCGGGACCGACGAGGACCCCGAUGACAAGAGCACCCCGUUUCGGCAGCGGCCGUUCUGCAAAUACAAAGGGCACACGGCUGACCUCCUGGAUUUGUCCUGGUCUAAAAAUUACUUCCUGCUCUCCUCAUCCAUGGAUAAGACCGUCAGGCUCUGGCACAUAUCCCGGCGGGAAUGCCUCUGCUGCUUCCAGCACAUUGACUUCGUCACUGCCAUCGCCUUCCAUCCCAGGGACGACAGAUACUUCUUAAGCGGCUCGCUGGACGGCAAGCUCCGGCUCUGGAACAUUCCUGACAAAAAAGUGGCCCUUUGGAACGAGGUGGACGGACAGACCAAGCUGAUCACUGCUGCAAACUUUUGCCAGAAUGGCAAGUACGCCGUGAUCGGCACCUACGAUGGCCGGUGUAUCUUCUACGACACGGAGCAUCUCAAGUACCACACUCAGAUCCACGUGCGGUCGACCAGGGGACGGAAUCGAGUGGGGAGGAAGAUCACCGGGAUCGAGCCCCUGCCGGGUGAAAACAAGAUCCUGGUAACCUCCAACGACUCGCGCAUCCGGCUCUACGACCUGCGGGACCUGUCCCUCUCCAUGAAGUACAAGGGCUACGUCAACAGCAGCAGCCAGAUCAAAGCCAGCUUCAGCCACGACUUCACCUACAUCGUCAGCGGCUCGGAAGACAAGUACGUCUACAUCUGGAGCACCUACCACGACCUGAGCAAAUUCUCCUCCGUCAGGAGGGACCGCAACGACUUCUGGGAGGGGGUCAAAGCGCACAACGCUGUGGUCACCUCCGCCAUUUUCGCCCCGAACCCCGGCCUGAUGGUCUCCUGCGAAACAGCAGAGAAGCCCCCAGGAGAAAGCCAAAGCGAAGACUCGGAGGGCGGAGACCCCAUUCCUUCCGGCGCCUUGAAGGCCGACCACACGGAGGUGCUCCUCUCGGCCGAUUUCACCGGAGCCAUCAAAGUCUUUAUCAACAAAAAGAAAAGUCUCUCCUGAAGAGCCGCCAGCCGCUCCGUGGCCUCGCGAUGGUGGUGCCCGGGUGCGAAUCUUGUGCUUUGGUGACACAGCGCAGAAUCUGGCGCUGGAGGUUGGCUUAUCAAGUUAAAACUCCCUCCUCUACGGCUGCUGUACUUGGAGCUCCCCCCAAAAGGCAGUGUUCCUCCCCCCCCCACCCCAUUUAAGCCCUUCCCUCCCCAACUGCUUUUUAGAUUAGAAAGGGAAGAGCGGCCAGCGGCCUGGCUGAAAAUGAGAAAAAUGAGCCUUUGCGAUUUUGCAAAUAAUUCUGCUGCUACCUAAUGCAUCGGGUGCAGAAUAAUCCUGCGUGGGAAGUAGAGCGACAUAAUUCAUGCGCAGGGAUGUUCCUUCUUGGGGGGGGGGGUCACCCAGGAACAGCUUUGACCAGGUGAACAUGUAGGUGAUUCAGUGGCGCCCCGAUUCUUUUGCAAUUGCACAAAGUAAGUUCCCCUCCCAGCCCCCGAAUCUCAUGGCCUGCAGAAGCUGAUCUAUUUUUAAAAUUUUCCCCUAACGGAGCCGCGUUUCUGGCCAGGCCUUUUGGAUUAGUGGCACCCUCGUUUCGGUGUUUUAUAACGUGGAACUUCUGUGGUCUUCUCACUUGUUGUGCACUCUCAGUUCUGUUCUGUCCUCUUUGUUUGCACAUUGGAGCACAAUAUUUCUACGGAAGCGUUUCUCAUUCCUUAAUCCCAGGCACAGGGAUCCUGCGCUCACUUUAAAGCAACUUCGGCUCCAUUAGGAACAAUUCUUAUAUUUUACAAAGGAUGUAAAAUAAAAAUUAAAAAAAUCUGUUUACAUAUUUUU